Molecule: messenger RNA, 1102 nt
Organism: Pieris brassicae (large cabbage white)
Lineage: Eukaryota; Metazoa; Arthropoda; Insecta; Lepidoptera; Pieridae
Product: short-chain dehydrogenase/reductase 2b-like
Exons: 1
Coding region: 186-1076 (296 amino acids)
Cellular component (GO): membrane
Molecular function (GO): oxidoreductase activity
Source: RefSeq, a predicted model, not a curated record
UCUUCAUUAUCCAAAACAACUCCAAGAAAUCUUCUAUUAUAAUUAAUAUUAAACAAAACAAAUGACGCGAUUGACAUUAUGAGGCCAUUUAAUUAAUUAACUGAAUGUUUAUAUUAUCAUAUAAAAUAGUACUACAAUAGACUAGCUACACUUCAUGUUUGUAUUAUAAGGGCAGUCCUUUAAAAAUGAUUCAAAAAGUUGCAAUAGUUACGGGUGCAAAUGGUGGCCUUGGCUAUGGUAUCGUCAAUGGAUUGUGUAAGCGUGGUGUUAAAAAAGUGUAUUUAACGGCACGUGAUGAAAAACGAGGCUUAAAUGCGGUUGAUAAAUUGAAUCGCGAGAAUUAUAAUACUGUAUUCCAUCAACUUGAUAUUACAGAUGAAGUAAGUGUUAAGAAAUUUGCGGAUUAUAUAAAGAUAGAAAGAAUUACUAUCGAUAUUCUUGUUAAUAAUGCAGCAGUCAUUUGUAAAAACUUAACUGUGAUUGAUUAUGAAGACGCAAAGCGAGUUAUAAAUGUAAAUUUCUAUGGUGUUCUUAAUGUUGAAAAAUAUUUGUAUCGUUUCUUGAAUAAUGACGCUCGAGUAAUUAAUAUAUGUAGUGAUACAGGUCAUCUAUCACAGCUAAGGAAUAAAUUUUGGGUUGAAAAAUUAUCCAAAGAAGAUCUUACAUUUAACGAUAUUGAAGAAUUUAUUACGUGGUUUUUGAACUCAGUGAAAAGUAAUACUUUGAGGAUGGAAGAUUUUAGAUGGAAAUAUUAUUUACCAUACGCAAUAUCAAAAAUGGCACUGUGUGCGUAUACAAGGGUGCAACAAAAGCACAUUGGAAGAGGAAUUUCUAUAAACUCACUUCAUCCAGGAUUUGUAAAAACACCAAUGACAAAAGGAACUGGUAUGUUAUCGCCUGAAGAAGCUUCUGAUGCACCAAUUUUUUUAGCUUUAGAUGCUGAUCAGUCAGUCAAAGGAAAAUACAUUUGGUUUGAUAAAUCCGAGAAAGAUUGGGCCAAUACUUCUUUGGUAUUUGACUAUGUGGAUUUAAACGCAUUUAAUGAAUUUCUGAAUAAAAUGAAUAAUAAGCAAUAGUGUCAAUAGAUGAUAGUGUCUCCUCU